Molecule: messenger RNA, 4125 nt
Organism: Amyelois transitella
Lineage: Eukaryota; Metazoa; Arthropoda; Insecta; Lepidoptera; Pyralidae
Product: hexokinase-2
Exons: 12
Coding region: 253-1710 (485 amino acids)
Biological process (GO): glycolytic process; glucose 6-phosphate metabolic process; intracellular glucose homeostasis
Cellular component (GO): mitochondrion; cytosol
Molecular function (GO): glucokinase activity; mannokinase activity; ATP binding
Source: RefSeq, a predicted model, not a curated record
AGCGUUUGCGUAAAUAUCAUAAUAAUUAUAUUGUGUUUUUGGCUUUUCAAUCUAAUCGUUAUUAUUGUAUUAUUUAUUCUUAGCGCUACAAAGACUGUGCGAUUUCUGCUAGAAUAGAAGCUCUGUAAAGAAAAUCACGAGUAACGAUGUUCUCGUUAAUCAAGACUUAGUUAAAUCAUAAACAAAAUAACAAGUGCAUCAAAAUUUCUUAAGGCCAGUGGCGACAGAUACUGAAGAAAGCCAACCCUCCUGAUGUCGGCAGCGUCCGCUCGCAGCCAGCCGGCGCUGGGCCGGGACCUCGCCAACGGGCGCGCGGAGGACAGCGAGCGCUGGGACCAGCUGUUCCUGCCGCCGCCGCUCCGGAUUGAAGACAGGGUCAGGGCGCAAAAGAUCGAGUCCCGAUUAUCAGGGAUGAUCCUAGGUGGUUUUACCCUGCGGAGAGUGGCAGACGCCUUCAACAGAGAGAUGGACCUGGGGCUCGCCAGGAACCCCAAGGAACCCUCCAGUUUGCAGAUGGAGAACACGUUUAUCCCUGAACUGCCUAAUGGAACAGAGGAAGGAAAAUUCCUGGCGUUGGACCUGGGCGGCACCAACUUCCGAGUGCUGCUGCUGGAGCUAGUGGACGGGAAGCUGGUCAGGGAGGACGUAAAGCAGUACCACAUCAAUAACGCGUUGAGAUUGGGCCCUGGCGAGGAUCUGUUCAACUUCCUGGCUGACUGCGUUUUGGAUUUCGUCAGGUCAGAAGGUAUCGAACACGAGGAUUUACCAUUGGGUUUCACCUUUUCCUUCCCGUUGGAGCAGACUUCGAUCACGUCUGGACAACUCAUCACCUGGACUAAGACCUUCAAAUGUGGCGGGAUGAAAGGCGUCGACGUGGUGGACCUUCUUCAGAGGUGUCUUGAUGCAAGAAACCUGAAUAUCACAGUCCAGGUCCUCCUUAAUGACACAACUGGGACGCUCGUGGCUGGAGCCUAUGAGGAUCCCACUGUUGGGGUGGGCGUGAUUCUAGGCACUGGCUCCAACGGCUGCUACAUGGAGCGCGCCUCCCGCAUCACGCAGUGGGGGGAGACGCACCACGACAGGGUCAAGGACGUGUGCGUGGACAUCGAGUGGGGCGCAUUCGGGGACAACGGCUGCCUCGACUUCCUGCGCACUGACAUCGACCGCGACGUCGACGCGCUCUCGCUGCUCGUCUCCUCAUUCACGUUCGAGAAGUACAUCGGCGGGAAGUACCUUGGCGAUGUGCUGAGCGUGGCCCUGGGAGCACUCGCCCGCGACGGAUUGUUCCCGGCGUCUCCCAAACCCGGGGUACUGCUCACCGCGCAGCUCAGCCUCAUCGAGGAGGAAGCGUGUGCGGGCCAGCUUACUCAAACCAUGCAGGUGCUGCAGGAAGCCUGCGGGACGCCGGUGGCGGAGGAGGACGCGCACAUUGCGCAGUAUGUCGCACAAGUUAUUUCUAACAGAGCAGCGCAACUUGUUUCAGUCUGUAUAUCCACAAUAUUGCGGCGCAUGGAUCGGCCGUACGUGUCGGUGGCAGUGGACGGCUCCGUGUUCAAGAAGCACCCGCGCAUCCGCCAGCUCAUGUACCGGUACGUCGGCCUGCUGGCGCCGGAGCACAAGUUCUCCCUCCUGGCGGCUGAAGACGGCAGCGGCAAGGGUUCAGCGCUGACGGCGGCCAUCGCCGCUCGCAUCGCCGCGCGUUCUCCGUAACACAAACCUACAUAAUCUUCUUAGUUAUGAAUUCAACAGAUGUAGGUUUCGUAGCCGAAUUUGGAAAUUUAACAAAUCAAAUAGUCUUCCGUGGCAGUGAAGCGUAAUUUACUUGAGAACAAAAUGUUUUCAAACUUUUAAUAGUUACUUUCGAUUUGCACAGGAUUCUAUAUCUAUAAAGAUCUACAUAUAGCGGGGCUCGUAGGGGCUACGGUAAUAACUACUGACCUACUAGUAGAAAAUUACUUGCCAAGUAACAAAUAGUUGUGUCGACGUUUAGUAAUAAAUGUUAUUAAAGUUGAAGAAAUGGUUAUUUUAAAAAUUAGAAUUCUGAAUUAAUGUGCUAUCAGGGUAGAGCUCUUAAAUAUUUGUUAAAGGCUGCCUUGGUUCUUGCUCUGCUUGUUUUAAGUACCUUUUUUUAUUGAAAAUCCUCAUGGUUUUUAUUAUUAUAAUUCUUUUAUUAUUUUAACAAUUGUAAUGUAAGCCAUCGUCAAUGUGGCUGUGUUGUGUAGAGAGAUCAUGGUCAAUUCAAUCAGUUUAUCAAUAGAGCCAUACCUGUUAUAGGUAGAUAAGUUAUAGGAAACCUCUACUCCUAAUUGGAGUCCAAUGUACCUACUCUUAGUUUGCAAAUAAAUGAACAUAACAAAGUAAUCACUUUAAUUUCCUUUGGAACAUGCUAUUGUAAUGAGUUCUUUAUUUUUUUGAUAAACUGUGAGAUUAUAGACAAGUUGAAUUUUAAUGCAUUUCUAUACGAAUGGCUGAUACGAGUAGAGUGAAUGAAUACUUUAAUUAAGCCUUAGUGACAUGGAUGACACAGCGGUAUAUAGAUGUGAAACUCGCAGGUCGAGAAAUUAAAUUUAAAUUAAAAUAGAAUGUAAAAAUAAGUAAUAGAAUAGUGUAAAAUAUUAGUUACUUAGGUUUAGUUAAUUAUGGAGGACUUUGGGUACAUCCUUAUUUAGAUUCCACAAAUGAUAAUUUUUCAAAUUAUGAUUAUCAGAUAAAAAUGUGAGUGAUAAAGACAAACAAUUUUUAGCAUAUUGUAAAUAGUGGUUAAUAAGUUUAAGCUCGUAACUUAUGAAAUGUUAAAAUUGUUUAAUUUCAUAAUAAUGUGCAAUUAAUCAUGUUGAUUAUUUUAAUUGAUUUUAUAUUUAAUGAACCGAAAUAUGAUUGAAAACGAUUAACGCAGUUCCUAAUACUUUGGUAAACCUUAGAAAUUAACCAGAUUCCAAUGAGUAGCAACCCAUAAUUUCUUGUCACGGCUGUAUUUUGAGAUAGUUGUAAUAAGGACAUUUAGAUUUAAGCGUAUACAUAUCGUGCCAUAUCUUCUUGUUUUAUUUAUUUCUUGCCAACUAUUGCUCUAUUAUUCGCUCAAUUUUUUCCAGAGCAAUGGAAAAUUGUUAUCUUGAAUUUGUUUCUGGAAGUUGGUCAAUCAAUAUCUGUUUCCAUUGACAUUUUUUAAUUUGUAGUCAGCUUUGCUAGUCCAUCAUAUGAUGGAAUUUAUAAUAUUUUAUGUAUUAUGUGUGUCAGCAUUCCUUAAUCAAAUUUUCACCUCUUAUACGAAAAAAAGUAUAAGUGAAAGACGGUGGUUAGGCAAAUUUUUAUAGUGCCUCCUAGCCUUGGGAUUUUUUAGUUUAUGUACAAGUGAUUUGUCAUUUACUCUAUGAUAAUCGCAGAUUUUUUAGGAUUUCACGUUGGUUCCAAUAUUUUCUUUUCAAGUUUAUUUCCUAAAUUCAAUUCACAUUAUCUAACUACUUAAUUUUUGUUAAAAGAAGCAAGUUGUACCAAAUUGUUAUCAACUGGAAUUGUAAUCUUGUUAUUAGCUAUCACUUGGUGACGCAUUAUAAUUGAUAUUAAUGAUAAAAUCGACUUACAGAACAGUCAGUGCAAAUUGUUAUGUUUAAUUCCCUACAUUUAUUACUAUUGUUAUGCAGAUAUCCCUAUUUAUCUACGUGUUUUGUUCAAAUUUGUAUAAGGUGUAAUUUGUUUAUAAAAAAGAAUAGGACCAUAAUAUCUAUUUCCCAUUGAUGUCGUAAAAGGCGACUAAGAGAUAGGCUUAUAAAAGAUUCGGGUUGUUCUUUUAGGCGAUGGGAUAGCAACCUGUCACUAUUUGAAUUUCAAUUCAUUAAGCCUAAAAGCUGAACGUGGCCUGUCAGGCCUUGUCUACCCCGCAAGGGCUAUAAACGCGAUGAAUUUUUAUUUGCUCAUAUCUGACAAAACUGUUCAAAGUUGAUCUGUGUAAGGUUUCCUAACAUCUAGCAGCUAUUGUCAAUUAUUUUCUAUAAUAUUGUUUUAAAACUGACUACUAUGAAUGAUGUAGGUUUGUUGUUAGAAGGGGUGAGAUUCAGCUUUAUUUUUCUACUUAUUUGUAGAAAUGUGUUAUGAACUAUAGAAUAAAUGUUUAAUACGUUUAAGUUA